Messenger RNA from Anoplophora glabripennis (Asian longhorned beetle), 1158 nucleotides. It is a transcript of the gene Dh31, whose product is annotated as diuretic hormone class 2. NCBI's taxonomy places the organism in Eukaryota, Metazoa, Arthropoda, Insecta, Coleoptera, Cerambycidae. The coding region runs from base 81 to 488 and encodes 135 amino acids. Gene Ontology annotation, biological process: body fluid secretion. The transcript is spliced from 4 exons. Gene Ontology annotation, molecular function: G protein-coupled receptor binding; diuretic hormone activity. The record is from RefSeq and is a predicted model, not a curated record.
AUCACCGACGACUGACUCCGCAGCCCACCAGACGCACACCGACACCGCCGCACCAACAGGUGACCACGAGUCGGAGAAACAUGAAGCCCUCCAUGGUCAACAGCAGUACUACUUCCGUCUUGGUCCUAGUUUUAGUUGGAAUUGUUUUAUUUGUAACGACAACGAAUGCAGCUCCACAUAGCCCCAAAUUCUAUUACCCUGCAUACUAUUCUCCACUUUCAUUCGAUGGACAAAACCCAGAGUAUCUUUUACAAGCUAUCGCCAGACUAAGAGAAGCACUCAUCAACGAUAACGACUUAGAAAACGUGUGGAAAAGGAGUCCCAGUCUAAACCCAGGAGAUGACUUUCCCAUGUGGGGGAAGUACUACGAGAAUCAGCAUGAGAAGCAGAAGAAGAGAAAAACCGACUUUGGCACCGACAGGGGAUAUUCUGGACAACAAGAACACAACAUGCGUAUGAACAAGUAUCUGCUGGAAUAUGUUGGAUAAUUGAGAAUAUUUAGGCUUCAGGGGAAAAAUGAAAUAUACAUAUUUGCCUCCUUUGACAAUAUUAUGAUGUACAAAGUGUUUUGUAUUUGACAACUCAUACUAAUACCAUUUUGUUUCAACCAAAAUAUAAAAUCUUCUAGGUGUAUAUAAAAUUUGAUUAUAUUUUUGAAAUUUGAGAAAUUAGUUCGUGUUUCUCCCUCUUACAUGGGUAAAUUCGGUGUGUCAAUUUCAUUUUUCUCGAUAUUGUAACUGAUGACAAUGUACAGUAUUAUUCCUAGCACAAAUUGUUUGUACAUAGACAGAGCGAUGCAAAAUGUAAAUCCUUAAAGAUAUUAUUGGAACAGUGUAAGUUUUUUACAAAACACAAGACGCUAACAUUUUUUCGGAACAUUCUUUUAUCUGAAACCAUUGUUUCUUACUUUUUUCUUCGCUGACUUUGAUAAGGCGCCUCUUAUACACUAUCUGUCGAUCUACAUGAUAUUUAUAAAGAUACAUAUUUUUUUUAUCGAUAAAAUAUUUUGAACAAUAGCUCUACUUUAUAUGAAAACUGUUUAGGCAGUUUCCUACUAAAAUAUUUCCAAGGAAACAACAUUAUUUUGCAUGGUCCUGUCGUUCGAUAACGUAAUUUAUUUAUUGUAUUCAAAUGAAAAGUAAACAAUUGAUAACAAUA